AAUGUUUUCACUUCUCUCGUAAUAUUUCCCAUCGUAAUAUUUCCCAGGUCUAGGUUUUUAGACUUGAAAAUUACUUCAUUUCUCGUUCACCAUAUCAACCAGCACGCAAGAAGUAUCACUGUUCUAAUCAACCGUUGCUUCAGCAGGGAGGUAUCCCCGCCUCCAUGUAUUGAGUUUCAAUGGCGUUUGAUUGCCCCCAAUAAAACCUCUUUGUGUUCCAAGGCAAUGGCGAUUAAGCAAAGGGUUUUCAAAAUCAGUCCUAGCCAAGAUGAAAGUUGUGAUCCGCGGUCCAAAUCUGCUGCUUUUGAUCGAGCCAGUGAGUUGCAAGCAAGCCUCCCAUCUCAGCUACCGAGUUUCAUUAAGUCUAUGCUUCCUUCACAAGUUACUCGUUGCUUUUGGCUGGGACUUCCCAAGAGAUUCUGUGAUUUACAUAUGCCAAAACAUGAUGAAACAAUUGUGUUGGUGGAUGAAGAUGACCAAGAAUUCAACACAAAGUAUCUUGCUCACAAAACUGGAUUAAGUGGCGGCUGGGGAGGCUUUGCAAAUGCUCAUAAACUGCUUCCAGGAGAUGCUCUAGUUUUUCAACUGAUUGACCACUGGAAAUUUAGGGUCUACAUUGUAAGGGUAUGCGGCAGUAGUCUGAAUGAAACCGAUGGGGCGCUUGGGCUAUUAAACUUGGUUUCUUAUGGACAUCAAAACAAAAAUGUUGAAGACUCAAAGAAUCUUCAGAAAGCCGAGGAUAUGGAUAUUGAUUUACGUAAACAAAAUGUUGAAGAAAACAGUUUAGUAGUGUUUGAUCAAUCAGAAUACAACAAUGACUAUGCAGAUUCACCAGUUUCCGAAGGACUCAGAUUCUCACAAUCUGUUCUCCAGUUCAAGGAAAUCAAGAACAUUGAUGAUUUCAGUAUCGUUGUGGACGGAUUAAUCAUAGAUUCUGAGAUACCGAAACAUUUUCAAAUCAAAUACUAUGAUUUAUGUCAUAGUCAAAAGACGUAUCUUCAUGAAAACCUCUUGAAAGGUCUCAAUGUAAAACUAGCAGCUGGGGUAAUUCUUGAAACCGUUACAAUCGCUGACGCAAUCAGAGCUUGUAAAGUCGGCAUUACUCGUGAUGAUUUUGACAUAUGGGAUAGAACCCUUAAAGCCUUUGAAGAGAUGGGUAUGAAAGUCGGGUUUUUAAGAGGUCGGAUUAGUAAGCUUGUCGGGCUUUUGUUUGACUCGAACAAGCUUUUGGAAGCCAAAAAGAAUGAGAGGAGAGUUAUGAAUAAAAAGCUUUGUGAUAUUAGAGAUGUGAUCAAGAAUCUUGAUGUUGAGAUUGAAACUCUAAAGCUAACAGGAGGCAAGAACCUUGAGUCAGUCUUUUGUAAAGAGGCUAAUGCACCUUGGUGACAGACAGACAGACAGUCUUGUUUUAAAUUCGGUUUUAUGUAUACAAAAUUUUGUGGGAAUGAUUCAGUUUUGGCGAUGAUGUGGACCGCUUUCUUAUAUCCUUUGUUACAAGUCUUGUAUGGUUGUGUUUUGUAAUAGCAGCUUGUUAACUCAAAAUAGGCCGUGUUUCUUAUA
Molecule: messenger RNA, 1560 nt
Organism: Helianthus annuus (common sunflower)
Lineage: Eukaryota; Viridiplantae; Streptophyta; Magnoliopsida; Asterales; Asteraceae
Product: B3 domain-containing protein Os01g0234100
Exons: 6
Coding region: 226-1386 (386 amino acids)
Molecular function (GO): DNA binding
Source: RefSeq, a predicted model, not a curated record